AUGGACAAAUUGCACGAGACUUUGCUAAACAUGGAAGACGGUUUGGGUUCGGAGCAUCCCGUCUGCUUAUCUCCCUGGGACUGGAAAAACAACGCCGCGGCUUUUGAGCUGAACCAGGUCUCGUCUCCCCACAGCUUAUCUCCAGCUCCUUCCUUCGAGUCCUACUCGCCGUCCCCUUGCCCGGUGGCGAUCGAGACCCCCUACCGCAGCGGCGGCAGCAGCGGCAGCAGCAGCAGCGGCAGCCUGGUGGGAUACAGCCUGGAGGACUUCCCCGCCGCCUACCUGCCGAGCCCCGGGCAGGCCCGGCUCCCCAAGGGCACCAAGGUUCGCAUGUCGGCCCAGCGCAGGAGGAAAGCCAGCGAGAGGGAGAAGCUGCGGAUGAGGGCCCUGGCAGAGGCUUUGCACACUCUGCGCAAUUACCUGCCUCCCGUCUACAGCCAGAGAGGCCAGCCUCUCACCAAAAUACAGACCCUGAAAUACACCAUCAAGUACAUCAGCGAACUGACGGAUCUCCUGAACAGCGUGCAGCGGGCAUAG
This is a messenger RNA of Rhea pennata, 537 nucleotides long. RefSeq names its product mesogenin 1 (gene MSGN1). The record is from RefSeq and is a predicted model, not a curated record. Gene Ontology annotation, cellular component: nucleus. The coding region runs from base 1 to 537 and encodes 178 amino acids. Lineage: Eukaryota; Metazoa; Chordata; Aves; Rheiformes; Rheidae. Gene Ontology annotation, biological process: mesoderm formation; regulation of transcription by RNA polymerase II. The transcript has a single exon. Gene Ontology annotation, molecular function: DNA-binding transcription factor activity, RNA polymerase II-specific; RNA polymerase II cis-regulatory region sequence-specific DNA binding; protein dimerization activity.